AUGGCACGAGAAGCUACUGUUUACUUUGCUCGGCUUUACCAAGAUGCUGGGGCAAGCAAAGCUGACCGGAAGCAUCAUUCUGGUGGCAAAACUUUUAGCUGGAUUCAACUUGAGAAGUGUGACAACCCGAGGAGAUAUUUUGUUGCCCACAAACGCCGAAUGAUUGAUCAAAACAACUCUAUUCGAAAUGGUAUCCCAUUAGAGGUGGUCGUUCACAAUCUGCGUCUGGACCCAAAUUUCCCACCGUUAAGGAAAAAGAAACGUCUGAUAGCUGAGGUCAAGAAUAGGUUUGUUAAAGAAGAGAAUGCCGGAGACACUUAUCAGAGGCUCGUUAAUAAAAUGCUUGAGAAUCAGAUAGGCAAAACAUUGGAAGUAUACAUUGAUGACAUGUUAGUCAAGUCUUCGAAUGCAAUAAAUCGUUUGAAACAUCUUCAAGAAACAUUCGACGUUCUGAGGAAGCAUAACAUAAAACUCAACCCGAAGAAAUGCGCGUUCGGGGUUAGUUCCGGUAAGUUCUUGGGAUUCCUGAUUUCGCAAAGAUGGACCGAGGUAAAUCCCGAUAACAUCAAAGCUAUUAAAGACAUUCUGGACCAACUAACGAGUGUGAAGGAAGUACAGAGGCUAACCGGGAGGAAUGUCCUUCACAAGCUUGAAUUGUCAGGCCGUUUGGCUAAAUGGGCAUUCGAGAUUAGUGAAUUCGACAUUGAGUACAAGGUCAUGAAUGCGAUCAAGUCACAAGUUCUGGCCGAAUUUGUGGCCGAUUUUAGUCCCGGAUUAAUGCCCCUGGCUGCUAAGGAAGCAGUUCUGUGUCGGAAAAGGCAUAGGGAGUUUGGACCUUAUUUACAGAUAGAACUUCCAAUGCAAAAAGGUCUGGUCUCGGGAUUUGAACUAGCCUAG
This is a messenger RNA of Nicotiana tabacum (common tobacco), 897 nucleotides long. The record is from RefSeq and is a predicted model, not a curated record. NCBI's taxonomy places the organism in Eukaryota, Viridiplantae, Streptophyta, Magnoliopsida, Solanales, Solanaceae.